AUGUCGACGGCGGAGGCGGCGGCGGAGAUCGUGCGGGAGAUUGCGGCGGUGGGCGCCGCCGACCUGGCCGCCGCCGCCGAGCCGCUGCGCACGGACUGCCUCCGCCUCGCGCGGAAGGUGUCCCUGCUGUCGCACCUCGUAGCCGAGGUCGCCGACGCCGGGGAGGGCGAUGCGGCGGCGGCGGCGGCGUGGGUGCGCGAGCUCGUCAGGGCGCUCGAGGCUGCCAGGAGGUUCGUCACGCUCGGACGAACGCCGGCGCCGGCGCCAGCCUCGGCGGGGGCGUCAGAUCAGGACGCCAUCUGCAAGAAUACUGCUCUCCAGUUCAAAUAUGUGACCUGGCAGUUGCAAGCUGCUCUAGCAAACCUGCCACAUAGCUGUUUUCAGAUAUCAGAUGAAGUUCAAGAAGAGGUUGACUUAGUGCGAGCUCAGCUUAGAAGAGAAAUGGAAAAGAAGGGAGGCUUUGAUGUAACCAUAUUUAUAAAAGUUCAUGAUAUCUUAGCUCAAAUUGACGACACUGCAACACAAUCUCAACAACCCCAUCAACAACCAGAGCAGUCACAGAUGGAGAAAUUCAGUAAUGAUCACCUGGAGUUGCAAAAUGUUGUUUCGCUAGUUUCUGAAAUAAGCGGGUUAUCCAGAUCUGACAUGACGAAGAUAACAUCAGAGCUAAUUGAAGGACUUCAAAAUGUUGAAACUUCUGAAUCUCCAAAACCAGACAAUGUUGAUAGCCAAUCAAGUGAUGAAACAAAAAGCCCAUCCGGGGAAGUUAAGAAGCCUGACUCUGUAGCUAUUCCUGAAGAUUUCCGUUGCCCAAUAUCUCUCGAGCUGAUGAGAGAUCCAGUAAUUGUUUCAACGGGACAGACCUAUGAGCGCGCUUUCAUUCAAAGGUGGAUUGACUGUGGAAACCGGACCUGCCCAAAAACUCAGCAGAAGCUCCAGAAUCUUGCAUUGACCCCAAACUAUGUGCUUAGAAGUUUAAUAUUGCAGUGGUGCGAGGAAAAGGGGAUUGAACCACCUAGCAGAUCUAAAAGUGAUGGUUCUCCUCUUGAGGUUGGUGGCAACAGAUUAGCAAUUGAAGCAUUAGUUCGCAACCUCUCUAGCAGUUCAUUAGAUGAACGGAAAUCUGCUGCAGCCGAAAUAAGAUCUUUGGCCAAGAAAAGUACAGAUAACCGUAUACUUCUAGCAGAAUCUAGUGCUAUACCGGCUCUAGUGAAACUUCUGUCGUCGAAGGAUCUGAAAACCCAAGAACAUGCAGUUACAGCUCUUCUGAACCUCUCCAUAUAUGAUCAGAACAAGGAACUGAUAGUGGUUGCUGGCGCCAUUGUCCCAAUCAUACAAGUGCUCAGGAUGGGUAGCAUGGAAGCAAGAGAAAAUGCAGCUGCAGCUAUUUUCAGUUUGUCACUAAUCGACGAUAACAAGAUAAUGAUAGGAAGCACCCCAGGGGCAAUUGAAGCAUUGGUUGAGUUGUUGCAGAGUGGUAGCUCAAGGGGUAAAAAGGAUGCAGCAACAGCACUGUUCAAUCUUUGCAUAUACCAAGCUAACAAGGUCAGGGCUGUUCGAGCAGGGAUUCUGGUGCCACUUAUCCGGAUGCUGCAGGAUUCAUCCAGAAAUGGAGCUAUCGACGAAGCACUGACAAUCUUGUCAGUUCUUGUGAGCCAUCAUGAGUGUAAAACUGCUAUAUCCAAGGCUCACGCUAUACCCUUCUUGAUAGAUUUGCUACGGUCAGGCCAGGCCCGUAACAAGGAGAAUGCUGCUGCUAUUUUACUUGCACUUUGCAAGAAAGACGCUGAGAACCUUGCCUGUAUAGGGAGGCUGGGUGCUCAGAUACCACUAACUGAGCUGGCGAAGACCGGCACAGACCGAGCUAAGCGCAAGGCAACUUCACUCCUGGAGCAUCUCAGUAAGUUGCAGGUGUUCUAA
Messenger RNA from Miscanthus lutarioriparius, 1920 nucleotides. The record is from the annotation of a GenBank genome assembly. Lineage: Eukaryota; Viridiplantae; Streptophyta; Magnoliopsida; Poales; Poaceae.